UACCCUCGUAGCUGCGCCGACGACUACCUUAGCGCUCCGCUGAACCCAUGUCUUCACAUCGUACUGCUGAGCUCUAGCUUUGGGUUUUCCCCUGCGUAUUGUUUCCAAAUCACCCGUCGACCACAUCAUGUUGCAUUGGAUAGGCCAGCCGGGUCAAGCGAAGCUCGAGGAGCUGCAGCUUGACAUUGUUGGAUUUUUAGCUAUACUGGGAGAGGGUUCGGUUCUCGCUAAUGCGCAAGUGUCCACACUAUCGAAAUGGAUCUUCCUGCCACGAUUGAUUCCAGCUCCACAAGCUCUGAUGCGGCCGACCAGGCCAGUCAAGCUUGAACCCGCCCCUGGUCAGGUGACUGGCGUAUUCUCGGGCAACCACACAGGUUCAAUUAACCACAUUGGAAACAUCGUCUGCGAUGCCAGUUUCCUCCCCGAGCACUCUGUCCGCGUCGUCUCCAUCGAACGCACUGGCCUUAACGACCUGAAGUCCAAGACCAUCGCACCGCUCACAUUCGUUCUCUUCCUCGGGUUCUUGCUCUCUGGCCUCCUACUCGCCCUCUCCAUAUACAAGAAAGAUGGCAUGUCAAUUGUCGCCACAGCUCUUCUUUCCCUCCUCUCCUCACUUAUUGGCUGGGGCAAUAAAUGGACACUAGUGCUCCCUAAGCGCAUGGACAGCUCAGGCAAAGUGCCACGGGGUGAUGUCGUGAUCCGAUACCCCAAAGGCAGCUUCCUUGUGGUCCGGUGUACGGAGGAUGUGGCAAGGCAGCUCUAUUUCGCGCCAGAGACGAUAAAGUAUCUGUUACAGCAUGGCCCCGCGUACAGGAUCCUGAGUCUGGUGGGCACAAUGAUGCUCAUGGGGGGCGUCAUUUGCCUCGCCAACUCGCAGAUUGAACUCCAGGUUGCUUGGGCAGCGUCAUAUAUGCUUCUCGGCUCCUCAUACUGGAUCGUUGCUGCGCUACCAGCAAAGCUGCAUUGGGAUUCAUCCUGCUACACCGUGCAGAACGAGUACCUUUCUGAUUCCUGCACCACCCUCAAGGGCAUGCCGAGCGCGAAUAACACAUACACAAAAGCGCUCUGGAGGACCAUCGUCGUAACAAAGAAUGUGGACUGGGUUGUAAAGAACGGCGCGGCACCGGAUACACCCGCCUGGCGACGCUGGCUAAGUGCCGCACACGAGAUGGCCAAAGGGGUGGGACUGGCUGAGAAAGAGCUGGUAGAAGGUGUGCAAACAUGGCAAGUCCCAGAAUGGGAUCCACAAAAGUUUCUGAUGGACAUGUUGAAUGAGCAGGCGCAAGAGGAUGAAAAGAGCGUUGCUGAGGGGAUUGAGGAGGUCUGAGCUGGAUUUUCUUUGGCAUUUUUAGUAUGAGCGCGCAAUCGUUAUGGCAUACCUCGGCACCUUGAAUGGACACGACUUUACGAUCUACGACUAUCACAACAUUGAUCUUGUUCUACGCUUUCUUGGUAGCGGCUUGGUAUACAACAAAAUCACAUAUCACAGCCUCUGGUCACAGGCAUAGGAAUUUUGGGCAGACUGCAAUUUGGAUUGGCAUCUUGUAAUAUUUAUUCUUGGAUG
Molecule: messenger RNA, 1564 nt
Organism: Lindgomyces ingoldianus
Lineage: Eukaryota; Fungi; Ascomycota; Dothideomycetes; Pleosporales; Lindgomycetaceae
Exons: 2
Coding region: 128-1327 (399 amino acids)
Source: RefSeq, a predicted model, not a curated record